Musa acuminata AAA Group (dessert banana) is the source of this 1370-nucleotide messenger RNA. Its product is annotated as phenylacetaldehyde reductase-like. The record is from RefSeq and is a predicted model, not a curated record. The transcript has 6 exons. The coding region runs from base 35 to 1126 and encodes 363 amino acids. NCBI's taxonomy places the organism in Eukaryota, Viridiplantae, Streptophyta, Magnoliopsida, Zingiberales, Musaceae. Gene Ontology annotation, molecular function: oxidoreductase activity, acting on the CH-OH group of donors, NAD or NADP as acceptor.
AGAACGAGUGGAAGUAGUUGGCCGUCUGGUAAAUAUGUUCCGCCCUGUCGCCGUAUUUAUGCCGCAGAGGAGCGGCCAUCUCAACGGUCCACUGCGAUCAUUUGCCUGUUCUUCCACUAAAACAGCGACCGGCCGAGCGAGAGCUGUAGUCACGAUGAGCGGCGGCGGGAAGGUGGUGUGUGUCACGGGCGCGUCCGGCUUCAUCGCCUCGUGGCUUGUGAAGCUCCUCCUCCAGCGCGGCUACACCGUCCGCGCCUCCGUUCGUGACCCUGCUGAUCCAAAGAAGACUCAGCACUUGCGUGCUCUGGAGGGAGCCACCGAGAGGUUGCUUUUGUUUAAAGCCAACUUAUUAGAAGAGGGGUCCUAUGAUGCUGUGGUUGAGGGUUGUGAUGGUGUUUUUCACACUGCAUCUCCUUUUUAUCAUGCAGUCACAAAUCCACAGGCUGAGUUAAUUGAGCCUGCAGUGAAGGGCACACUCAAUGUUUUGGCAUCCUGUAAGAAUUCAUCUGUGAAAAAGGUAGUGGUGACAUCAUCAAUGGCUGCUGUUGCAUACAAUAGUAAACCACGAACUCCUGAUGUAGUUGUUGAUGAGACAUGGUUUUCAAGUCCCGAGGUUUGCGAGCAGCAAAAGCAAUGGUAUGUACUCUCGAAGACUUUGGCAGAGGAAGCUGCUUGGAAGUUUUCUAAAGAGAAUGGCAUAGAUAUAGUCACGAUAAAUCCAGGAAUGGUCACAGGUCCUCUUCUGCAGUCAACACUUAACACAAGUUCUGCUGCAAUCCUGAACCUAAUAAAUGGUUCCUCCACCUUUCCUAAUGCAACCUUUGGGUGGGUAAAUGUUCAAGAUGUUGCCAUGGCGCAUGUUCUGGCUUUUGAACUUCCCUCAGCAUCAGGAAGAUACUGUCUUGUCGAAAGAGUUGUUCAUUACUCAGAGAUUUUGAAGAUCAUACAUGAACUUUAUCCUUCUUUUCAACUCCCUGAUAAGUGUGCAGAUGACAAGCCCUUUGUGCCGGUAUACAAAGUCUCCAAGGAAAAGUUUAAAAGCUUGGGCCUCGACUACAUCCCUCUGGAAACAAGCAUCAAGGAAACGAUCGAGAGCCUGAAGGAGAAGAACUUUAUUAGUUUCUAAAACUUGAAUUAGCAUAAUAAAUAAUUUUGCAUCCCAGAUCAAUGGUGAUGCUUGUCGAACUUUGAAGCAGUAAAUCAUGCAUUGCAUAAUCGUGUAAUUGAUCUUUUCAGCACAUGCAAUUUGUUUUUUAGAAACGAGGACAUAUUUGUGCUCCAUUAUGAUGUCAUGCCUGUUGUUGGUGUGAUAGAUUAUAAGUUUAUAUUGGAAUGUGUUCUUCAUAUAAUAUAAGUGUGGUUAGUUGUUA